Molecule: messenger RNA, 933 nt
Organism: Malurus melanocephalus (red-backed fairy wren)
Lineage: Eukaryota; Metazoa; Chordata; Aves; Passeriformes; Maluridae
Product: taste receptor type 2 member 40-like
Exons: 1
Coding region: 1-933 (310 amino acids)
Biological process (GO): detection of chemical stimulus involved in sensory perception of bitter taste; sensory perception of taste; G protein-coupled receptor signaling pathway
Cellular component (GO): membrane
Molecular function (GO): G protein-coupled receptor activity; bitter taste receptor activity
Source: RefSeq, a predicted model, not a curated record
AUGGUCACGUCUUUUGCUAUUCUUUUUCUAUCAAUUGCUAUAAUUGAAUCCAUGGCAGGAAUUCUAGGAAAUGGAAUUAUCUUGGCUGACAGUUCAUCUAGCUGCAUUAGGAACAAAACAUGGUCCCCAUAUGAUAUGAUCAUGAUCUCUCUGAGUUUAUCCAGAAUCAUUUUGCAAUGCUGGAUUAUACUGGAUUUAUUCUUAACUAUAUUUUGUGAACAGUCCUGUUAUGAAGAAAAUAUCGUAGUGAUCAAGACAGUCUAUAUGUUUCUGGACUACUGCAGCCUCUGGUUUAGUGCCUGGCUUAGUGUCUUCUAUUGUAUCAAGGUUGCCAGUUUUACACACUCUUUCUUCAUCUGGCUGAAGCAAAGAAUUGCCAGGCUGGUGCCCUGGAUGAUGCUCACAUCRUGGCUCUACUCCUUCGCAACCGCAAUUCCCUUCGCCUGGGAUGACUACRGUGUGCACMUCAACUUCACUGCUCCWCUCUCCAUGGCAAACUCUUCAGCAAUGAGAACCACAAGGAAAGACARUUUGRGUUUAUUMAUUCUUCUSUGUAAYGCAGCUAUAAGUUUGCCUUUAAUKCUGUCUGUUGUUUCRAGUGUCCURCUGAUUCGGUCUCUGUGGGUACACAGCAGACAGAUGCAAAAUAAUGCAAGUGGCUUUGGAGAUCCCAGCUUAGAGGCCCAUGUGAAAGCCAUCAAAUCAGUCUGUUCCUUACUUAUUUUUUACAUUACAUAUUUUAUAUGUUUCAUUUUUCUUCUAUGCAAUAUUUUUUCGCAUUUUAGCAUCGAAAAAUGCAUAUGUAUAGCUGUAAUGGCUGCCUGUCCWACAGGACACACAGUGGUCUUAAUUUGGAGCAAUCCAAAAUUUCAAGAGCUGSCAGCCAGRAUUUGGCAGUACACAAACUGUCCUGCCCGAACUAGAUCCAUGUAA